Molecule: messenger RNA, 1431 nt
Organism: Echinostoma caproni
Lineage: Eukaryota; Metazoa; Platyhelminthes; Trematoda; Plagiorchiida; Echinostomatidae
Source: the annotation of a GenBank genome assembly
AUGUUUCCACUUGAUGUGUCCACCAAAAUGCCCGAUCCAACACUUAUUCGACAUUCGGAUUUUGGCAUGGAACUACUAAAGAAUUUGCAUCCUACGAUCACCAAACGAUCGGAUAUGAACAGAAAUAGACUGAUCGAAAUGGGUCAGAAAUUCGGGGCGUUUGGAAACAAUCAAUAUUCCGAAGGGAGUUUCCCUACCAGUGUGAAUACAAAUAGCAUUGUAUUGCCAACCAAUCCUUUGUUUUCGACAAACGGAAAUUCAUUCCCAACAGUUCCGUUGCUUUUUGGGGCCGGGUUGAAGCUUCCAUUUGAUCUGGACUGUAAGUUUGUCCCGUCCCGCAUAGUUCGAACUGCACCGAAUGACGGCAUGGUCACAGAAGCGAUCAGUAGCAAGUUACCAUCGGUCUUCAACCCUGGUAGCUCAAUGAACGAAGCAGGUUCGUUGGCUUCCAGUUUGAUGGAACAGGCUUUGCAAGGGAAUGCUUGUAUCCCUUUUCCACAUACGGAAUCUGACAGUUCUUCCAGCUUGUUAGAAUGCGGUGAAUCGAUGAAUGCGCCGGGUAAGAUGAACCGAGGUAAUCGCAACUCACUAUCGUGGCACGAGUCUGGUCAAAGGCGGUCGGAAUCUGCGACUUCAUCGCCCAGUGAAAUGUGUGGCACGAAAUCCACUGAACCCGAUAUUCCAAUGGAUCUUUCACUCCGUUCAGGUACACGGGAUGACGAGGAAACAGAAGUAACGUCAUCUAGUCCUGGAGUCAUAAAAUUUCAGCCCAAGAUGGGGAUGGACAGACAAAGUCGGUCCUUCGAGAUUGGGCAGCUGUGUCCUGAACUAGCCAGCUCCUCAGUAACAAGACCCUUGAAUAACAAGCAAAACUCUGAUUCCUACGGUUAUUCCAUGCUGCCGUAUUCCUUCGAACGAGCUCAAUCCAACCUUCUUGAAGAUACACAGAAUUGUGGCGACAGACGUGAUCUCACUGCAAUAGAUUCGUCGUUGUUUGCUUCCACUCCACUUCGAACAUUUGAUGUAAACGUCCUUGCCACAAGGUCACGUGGGAUGAUCGAUUCGACCACGCUGAAAUGCGGCGACGACUUUACCAGCCUUGUCAGUACCAUGAAACCGUGUCUCAACAACGUCUGUGAUUCUAUACCUAGCCCAGUGAAUCGUCAGUUAAAGGUUGAUGCUGACGGUACGGUAACUACUCCAUUAGUAGCUAACGCAUCUCGACGUCGACCACGAUGGAAUCCCACUUCGAACGCGAUCGAGGAAUGUGAACAAAUGAUUUUGUCUGAAGCCGUGAUGGAUCCGAUUGUUUCCAGUCUGUUGGAAAUUCCUAUGAAUCGAUUUUCCACUUCACCCGCGGGAGUACCAUCCGACUUCGAAACAACAAAACCAAGGAGUUCAUUUUCUGUAGCUCAUUUGACUGAAAUGUAA